This is a messenger RNA of Gloeophyllum trabeum ATCC 11539, 1204 nucleotides long. Its product is annotated as FAD dependent oxidoreductase. Lineage: Eukaryota; Fungi; Basidiomycota; Agaricomycetes; Gloeophyllales; Gloeophyllaceae. Gene Ontology annotation, molecular function: D-amino-acid oxidase activity; FAD binding. The record is from RefSeq and is a predicted model, not a curated record. The coding region runs from base 1 to 1110 and encodes 369 amino acids. The transcript has 6 exons.
AUGGCCUCCUCUGACCCCCCUCGCAAAACCAUCGUCAUCAUCGGAUCCGGCGUCAUCGGCCUGACCGUCGCGCACGUCCUCACCUCCCUCCCCGCCAACCCGUACAAUGUCACCGUCGUCGCGCGGGACACGCUAGAUGACAUGCACUCGCAGGCGUGGGCGAGUCCCUGGGCUGGUGCGAAUUGGUCCCCGAUAGGGGAUUAUGACGAGCGGAAGUACAAGUGGGAGAGCCGGACUUUCGGCCAUUCAACCAAACUGGCGCAGGAACUCCCAACCCGCGCGUACUUCGCCGACCCCAAAGAACUCGACAAAAUCUGGUACAAAGACAUCUGCCGGGACUUCCGCGUGAUGCCCUCCACCGCCCCCCUCCCGCUGAACAUGCAAGCCGGCAUCACAUUCACCACCGUCAGCCUCAACCCGCUCGUCUACCUCCCCUGGCUCCACUCCGAGCUCUCCGCGCGCGGCGUCCGCUUCGUGCGCCGCGCGCUCGAGAGCGUGUACGAGGCCGCGCUCAUCGGCGGGCCCGGCUGUAUUGUGGUUAACGCCACCGGGAUGGGCGCGCGCUCGCUGAUCGGCGUGGAGGACACCAAGUGCUACCCCAUCCGCGGGCAGACGACCGUAGUCUCCGCCCCCGGCGUCACCGAAUGCGUCGAAGUCGUCUCAGGCGCGUCAGCCCCCUCCUACCUCGACCCCACCACCUCCACGGGCCACGCAACCUACCUCAUCCCGCGCCCCUCCCCCGCGGGGACCGUCCUCCUCGGCGGCACCUUCCAGCCGCACAACUGGGACACCUCGCUCUCCGUCCCGACCGCGCAGGGCAUCCUCGCGCGGUGCGCAGAGCUCGCGCCCGCGCUGCGCGGCCCCGGGGUGCAGGUGCUGUACCACGGCGUCGGGCUGCGGCCGGCGAGGGAGGGCGGGGCGAGGGUCGAGGCGGAGUGGGUGGAGGUGCCCCCGGAGGAGGAGAGAGGGGGAGGGCUGGUGCCGAAGAGGGCGGAGCUUGGGGAGGUGGGGAGGGUGAGGGUCGUGCAUGCGUAUGGGUUUGGGCCGGCGGGGUAUCAGAGCUCGUGGGGUGCCGCGGAGGAGGUGGUUGAGUUGAUACAGUCCUCAUAAAGAAAUGAAUUCAUGAAGCGAACCUUCACGCCUGAAUGACCCUAGAAGCUCGUACUGUACGUAGGGAUCACUACCUCAAUCCUUACAGAGCGGC